Messenger RNA from Manis pentadactyla (Chinese pangolin), 1755 nucleotides. It is a transcript of the gene CDK3, whose product is annotated as cyclin dependent kinase 3. Gene Ontology annotation, cellular component: cytoplasm; nucleus; cyclin-dependent protein kinase holoenzyme complex. The record is from RefSeq and is a predicted model, not a curated record. Gene Ontology annotation, biological process: signal transduction; regulation of G2/M transition of mitotic cell cycle; regulation of gene expression. NCBI's taxonomy places the organism in Eukaryota, Metazoa, Chordata, Mammalia, Pholidota, Manidae. The coding region runs from base 301 to 1218 and encodes 305 amino acids. Gene Ontology annotation, molecular function: cyclin-dependent protein serine/threonine kinase activity; ATP binding; cyclin binding. The transcript has 8 exons.
GCCACUCCUGCCGAGGUUUUGCCCUCAGAGGAGGCCCAGUGUCCGCAAAGAGGCCGGGCCCAGACCCUCGUGCUGCCUGUGUGGCCUAGGACAGGACUGUGGCUUCAGAAACCCUUCCUGACCCCCGACCUAUACCUCAAGCUGACCCUGGACCCCCAGGCAGCCUUUCUGGGCAGCCUUCUACCCUCAGAGCCCUGGCCUGGCGGGGUAGAGGCAGGGGCUCUGGCUCGAGAAGUUUGGGCUCUCCUGCGCUCCGUAGCUGGGCACUUUCCUGACUGGGCCCCUGGGAGCUCUGCGGAUAUGGAUGUGUUCCAGAAGUUGGAGAAGAUCGGAGAGGGCACCUAUGGGGUGGUGUAUAAGGCUAAGAACAAGGAGACAGGGCAGCUUGUGGCCCUCAAGAAGAUUAGGCUGGAUUUGGAGACUGAGGGGGUCCCAAGCACUGCCAUCAGGGAGAUCUCCCUGCUCAAAGAGCUUAAGCACCCCAACAUCGUCAGGCUGCUGGAUGUGAUGCACAGCGAGAAGAAGCUUUACCUGGUAUUCGAGUUCCUCAACCAGGACCUGAAGAAGUACAUGGACUCCACUCCAGCCCCUGAGCUCCCCCCGCAUUUAGUCAAGAGCUACCUCUUCCAGCUGCUGCAGGGGGUGAAUUUCUGCCACUCCCAUCGGGUCAUCCACAGAGACCUGAAGCCCCAGAAUCUGCUUAUCAAUGAGCUGGGUGCUAUCAAGCUGGCUGACUUUGGACUGGCUCGAGCCUUUGGGGUGCCCCUACGUACCUAUACGCAUCAGGUGGUGACACUCUGGUAUCGUGCCCCUGAGAUCCUCUUGGGCAGCAAGUUCUAUUCGACAGCUGUGGAUGUCUGGAGCAUUGGUUGCAUCUUUGCAGAGAUGGUGACCUGUAGAGCCCUGUUUCCUGGUGAUUCCGAGAUUGACCAGCUUUUUCGUAUCUUUCGGACCCUGGGGACACCCAGUGAAGCUACAUGGCCAGGAGUCACCCAGCUGCCUGACUAUAAGGGCAGCUUCCCCAAGUGGACCAGGAAGGGGCUGGAGGAGAUUGUGCCCAACCUGGACCCGGAGGGCAAGGACCUGCUCAUGCAACUCCUUCAGUACGACCCCAGCCGGAGGAUCUCAGCCAAGACUGCGCUUGCCCAUCCGUAUUUCUUGUCCACCCAGACCUCCCCAGCCCCCAACCAGUAUGUGCUGGAGCGUUUCUGCCGCUGAGAGCAUGGGAGGCCCACCGCCUUAAAGCCUCUCUCCAGUUGCUUCCUCACCCAGAUUACGUAUCUGGGGAGAGAGCAAAGCUCUAAGGAGUUUGGCAUCAGCCAUCAAGAGGGCUGAGUUUGGGUUAGACAUGCCAGCAGGUCAGCGAGUUCUGUGUUGUCUGUUGGGUUUGACGGUGCCGCUUCAAGACGGGCCCGCAGAAGCUCUGUGCACCUGGGGCUCUGUUAGGGACUGGGUCCCCUGGCCCUGGAACAGCAGGUGCCAUGGAGAGCUGUGACUGCCAGCAAGGUAGAGCCCUGAGGGAAAGGAUGCCCCCUGCUGGUCGUUUUGGAUUUAAAUGUUUUGAGGAAGAGUUGCAUUCCAGUUGAGUCCCAAGUUAAACAGGAAGAAGGUGAGGGGGAGAGAGGACAUUUUCCUGAUCCCAGGGGAGGUCAGGGUGAGUGUGGCCGUUUCUUGUAGUUGUCUAUCACCUAGGAUAUGCUUAAGUUCGUUUGCCUCUGGCUUUAAGAACAAAAAAUAAAAGUGAUGCAUUCCUGA